UACAACUGAAAAAAGAAAGAGAAUUCUUCGUCAUGAUUAAUUUCACAUUUUGUUUUACUUUUAAAGGGGAGACUCGAAAGAAAUAUGAUGGCCCAGCCUUCACAGAAGAAACGACGAGAACGCGUGCCAAAGGCCAAGCCCAAACCUGGGUUAGGCUCUGACCUCCCUCGGAGGAUGACCAGCUGUAUAUUCCCGAGGCCUGUUACUAGAGUCACAUCCCAUCCAGGCAAUGAGGUCAGGCGCAGACCUUGGGAGGAGAAGCUGGAGAAGCCCCAGCAAGUGUGUGCAUACAGGAGGCUGCAGGGGCUCCAGGCAUGCAACAGUGUAGGGGAAAUCUUAAAUACUUUGGAUUUUGAAAAUGUAUUAAAAACAAUUGCACCGGGUGAUCCAGUGGAGUCCCUGGGCUGUGCUGGGGCUGAGGGUCCACGCACCUGCCCUGAGCCCACCCCUGUCCAGUCUUCGAAUAUGGCAGAGAUCAUCCCAGGGGUGGGUCUUCGUCUCUCACCUCCCCUCCACGAACAACAGGUAACUUACGCAGAUAUUAGGAGACAGACUCGGAAAGUGAAGAAAGCAAGAAAGAGACUGGCUAUGGCCUUGAGGGCAGACAGGCUGGUCAGGGAAGCAGAGAAAGCCAGGAGACAAGAAGGACGUCCUGAAAGCUAGAUGACAAUAGAAUGGAGUGCUGAAGAAGCCGACUGCUGUGGCCCUUGAGAAGUCCUCGCCAAGAAACAGCCCUGAGGUUUACUGGCAUCUGUCUUCAGUAUCGACCCUGUUUCCUUGUUCUGAACUAUGAUAGUUUGUGUUCUGCCCAAACCGUUCUUUAUUAAACCCUUUUGAGAAACACAUAGUGUGCAGAGUAGCUUGUUCUUUGGGGUAGAGAUGGAGUAUCAUGUGAUGAUGAAGGAGAUCGUAUUUUUUAAUUGUGCUCAAUAUCUAUAGCCAUGAUCUCUAUUCGAUUUUAGGAGUCUCUGGAUGGCACGAAGUGUUAAGCAUUGGGCUACUAACUGAAAGGUUGGCCAUUUGAGUCCACCCAGAGGUCCCUCUGAAGAAAGGCCUGGUGAUCCAGCUCCAAAAAAGCAGCCCUUGAAAAUCCCAUGGAGCACAGUUCUUUUCUGACACACAUGGGGUCGCCAUGAGUUGGAAUGGACUUGACAGCAACUUUUUUUUUUUAAUUCAUUUUUGUAUUGAAAUCCACAGGGGUAAUCUAGACUGAUUAUCUACUGUUUUGUACUUAUAAUUUUGUCUGGUACUUACACUCAAGGAAUAGCUGA
This is a messenger RNA of Loxodonta africana (African savanna elephant), 1271 nucleotides long. RefSeq names its product putative methyl-CpG-binding domain protein 3-like 3. The transcript has a single exon. The record is from RefSeq and is a predicted model, not a curated record. The coding region runs from base 85 to 663 and encodes 192 amino acids. Lineage: Eukaryota; Metazoa; Chordata; Mammalia; Proboscidea; Elephantidae.